Agelaius phoeniceus (red-winged blackbird) is the source of this 1098-nucleotide messenger RNA. The record is from RefSeq and is a predicted model, not a curated record. Lineage: Eukaryota; Metazoa; Chordata; Aves; Passeriformes; Icteridae.
AUGGCUGCUCAGCAGCUACUCAAGCAAAAGAACAAGCCCUCUAAGGAGGCAGUGCUGUUCCCUGAGAGCAUCAGCACAGAGCAGCAGUCCCUGGUGCUGGUGAAAAGGCUCCUGGCCAUCUCUGUGUCCUGCAUAACCUACAUGAGGGGGCUGUUCCCAGAGAGCUCCUAUGGCACUCGCUAUCUGGAUGACCUCUGUCUAAAAAUUCUCCGAGAAGAUAAAAGCUGUCUGGGAUCAUUGCAGAUAGUCAAGUGGAUUCAAGGUUGUUUUGAUGCUUUGGAGAAGCAGUAUCUACACGUGGCUGUCCUUGCAAUUUACAUCAAUCCCGAGACAGUCACUGAAAUGUAUCAAUUCAAAUUCAAGUACAAAAACAAGGUGCCCCAGAUGGACAUCAGCAGCAACCACAGGGAGUUUGUGGCUGGGCUGUGCAGCAAGGAUGUCAAACGUGCCAGCAGGCUCCUGCUCAGGACCCUGUACCUGCUCAUGCAGGACCUGGGGCCACUGCCCAAUGACAUCACCCUGAGCAUGAAACUCCUCUACUACAACCACGUCACUCCCAAGGAUUACCAGCCCCCUGGCUUCAAGGAAGAUGGCAGCCCUGGUGACCUCUUGUUUGCUGGGGAUCCCAUCAACCUGAAAGUGGGCUCAGUCUCCACUGAUUUCCACCUCAUGAAAGUCAGAGUGACAACUGAGAAGAAGAGGGUGAAGAAGGCUGACAGCAACCUGAUCCAGAAGAAUGGCCCUACUGAGAUCUCCCACCAAGGGCUGGACUGCGAGGAGGAUGAGGAGGAGGAGGAGUGCACAAAGAAUCACCCUUGUCCUGUCAGAGCAGAUUCAAAUGAGCAUGAAGGGGACAUAAGUGACACUCAUCCAGGUAGAAAAACAGAAGCAUCUUCUUUUUGCCUUGAAGAUAAAGGUAAAUGCCCAAAGAGAGGAAUCAAGGAGACAGACAGGAUGCCUUGCUCAAGGGCAUGUCAGGAGAUAAACCUCCUGAACCUUGCCUUCAGCCAGGAAGAGGUAAUAGGACCUGAGAAGAAAAGGAAGGUCAGUGAACCAGAGAAGCUGCCUCUGAAUGGCAGGAAAUUAUGUUCGUUCUGA